Molecule: messenger RNA, 786 nt
Organism: Lachancea lanzarotensis
Lineage: Eukaryota; Fungi; Ascomycota; Saccharomycetes; Saccharomycetales; Saccharomycetaceae
Gene: PUP2
Product: LALA0S05e09560g1_1
Exons: 1
Coding region: 1-786 (261 amino acids)
Biological process (GO): proteasome-mediated ubiquitin-dependent protein catabolic process
Cellular component (GO): proteasome core complex, alpha-subunit complex; nucleus; proteasome core complex
Source: RefSeq, a predicted model, not a curated record
AUGUUUUUGACCAGAAGUGAGUAUGACCGUGGGGUCAGCACCUUUUCGCCCGAGGGAAGACUUUUCCAAGUCGAAUAUUCGCUAGAAGCCAUCAAAUUGGGAUCUACUGCCAUUGGUAUUGCAACAUCUGAAGGUGUUGUUCUGGGAGUGGAGAAAAGAGUCACUUCGCCUCUACUGGAAGGAGAUUCUAUCGAAAAAAUCGUUGAAAUCGAGCGUCACGUCGGGUGUGCGAUGAGUGGCCUUACGGCCGACGCUCGUUCUAUGAUUGAACACGCUCAAGUAUCAGCAGUUACCCACGACCUAUACUAUGAUGAAAAUAUAAGUAUCGAGUCUUUGACGCAAUCAAUCUGCGAUUUGGCCCUCAGAUUUGGUGAAGGUGCAUCUGGCGAAGAAAGAUUAAUGUCAAGGCCCUUUGGCGUAGCACUUUUAAUUGCUGGAUAUGAUACCGAGCAAGGAUAUCAGCUUUUUCAUGCAGAGCCCUCGGGAACGUUUUAUAGAUACAACGCUAAAGCCAUAGGUUCCGGGUCGGAAGGUGCACAGUCAGAACUACAAAAUGAGUGGCAUUCAUCCCUUACGUUAAAGGAGGCCGAACUAUUGGUACUCAAAAUUUUAAAACAAGUGAUGGAAGAGAAAUUGGAUGAAGACAAUGCUCAACUAAGUUGCGUAACUAAGGAUCAGGGAUUCCAAGUGUACAGCAACGAUAAGACAGCCGCAAUCAUCAAAGAGUUGAAGGAAAAGGAAGAGCAGCAAAGCUCCGAGAAUGCGGAUGUAGAAAUGACCACAUAA